Messenger RNA from Saccoglossus kowalevskii, 1050 nucleotides. RefSeq names its product CD320 antigen-like. Lineage: Eukaryota; Metazoa; Hemichordata; Enteropneusta; Harrimaniidae. Gene Ontology annotation, molecular function: protein binding. The record is from RefSeq and is a predicted model, not a curated record.
AUGCGUCUGCUAUCUGUCUGUGUUCUUAGCACAUUGCUCUGCAAGUAUCGAGCAGUGGGGGAAGACAGUGCUGCUUACAACGCUGUGUGUGCGUAUUUCUUUCCCGGUGAAUACACGUACCAAUGCGCUGAUGGUACGUACUGCAUUUCUGAAGACAUGAUGUGUGACGAUUACGAAGUUUGCCCGGACGGCAGUGACGAAAUCGGUUGCGGUGGAGACGAAACCGAUGGCGAAACCGCUGUUAGUGGUAAGGAUUCAAUAGAUUCAAUGACAUUCCUGCCAUGUGAUAGCAGUACUGAUGUCGCCGAUGAAGGAAAUAAUGACACUGGCAAUGAGGCUGAUAGUGAUGGCGAUGUGAAUGGCGGCAACAAUGACGAUACUGGAGAUGAAGAUAAUACGAAAACAAAAGCCUACAACGACACGAGCGGUUGUGGUAAACAGUAUCUAGAGAGUCCAUUUGUAUGUGUGGAUCGUAGCUGGUGUAUAAAAGAAGAACAACUCUGUGACGGUCUCGUCAACUGCAAUGAUCACAGUGAUGAAAUCGAGUGUGGGUACGGCGAAACUGACAGCAAUAACUGCACGGUGCCAACGCACUUAGGUAAUGACGGACCCAGCGAUUUCGAAGACCAGCUGCUUGAAGCGCACAACUAUUUCCGCUGCCUUCACGGCGUGGGCGCUCUUAGCUGGAACACAACGCUCGCACUGAAGGGUCAACGCGUGGCACAGAAUAAUUCAGAAAGUGGAAAACUUGAACACACUUCCUUGUACGACUAUGGGGAAAAUCUGGCUGUGACGAGAAUGGAAGAUAUGAGUUACGCAACAGGUUAUGGUUUUGUUAAGUUAUGGUACGAUGAGAUAAAACAUUACGAUUACAGCAAACCCGGAUAUGCACUUGAAACUGGACACUUCACCCAAGUUGUGUGGGCAGAUAGCAAGACGCUUGGCUGUGGCGCUGUCGACGAUGGCAACAGAGAUUGGCUCGCCUGUGAAUAUAGCCCACCUGGCAAUUACAACAACCAGUUCUCUUCAAACGUACCUCAACCAUUAUAA